Messenger RNA from Amoebophrya sp. A120, 633 nucleotides. The record is from the annotation of a GenBank genome assembly. Lineage: Eukaryota; Dinophyceae; Syndiniales; Amoebophryaceae.
AUGACCUCUUGGAGGUCUGCAGCGCAAAAGGUGCGUCGCUUAUCGUGCUGGGCGUCUGUACUCGCGUCGCUAGCCCAUAUCGGGACGAAUCAGACAGAAAACAAAUCAUGGCUGAGACUAGCAGUUUUCGCGCAGAAGAUCGCGUUCGUGGCGCCCGGGGCACCUUCUGCGAGCGCAACCAGAGCCGCAACGGAGGAGAGAAUUGAAAAACCAUCUGAAACCCCGUCCAGUAACAAGCCUCCGGCGUCCGCAACUCGCCACCAGGAGAGUUCGCCGCUACCGGGCGCGGUGACGAGGUUCUACCGUGACGAGGCACAGGAUGCGAAUAAGAAAGCAUCAACGUCGUUUGGCCACAUGCCGGGGCCGCAGAAGCUUCCGACGGGAGUCGGCGUCACUCUCAGUGCGGAAGAAGCUGCUCAGAGGACCUCUUCGCUGACGCGGCUUCGUCUCGAAUACCCCACGCUGUACCGCGGAGCCGUGGUCUUAACCGCCGUGUGUGUCGUCUUGAUUCUGAUCUUGCUCGUGGAUCGGUGGUGCUUAGCGGGGAGCAGAUCGAGUCGCGCCGUGAGUACCCGGGAUGUGUCUAUGACGCAGCGUUUGCACGACCCCGUUGAGGAGGAGUCGAUGGAGUGA